This is a messenger RNA of Cydia amplana, 654 nucleotides long. RefSeq lists its product as uncharacterized. The record is from RefSeq and is a predicted model, not a curated record. Lineage: Eukaryota; Metazoa; Arthropoda; Insecta; Lepidoptera; Tortricidae. Bases 1 to 654 code for a protein of 217 amino acids. The transcript has a single exon.
AUGGUGCUGCUGAGCCCCUCAGUGGGUGGUGUAAUUAGUUUGUUGCGCAAAUGUGAGUCGUACGCGGAGGCCCAUGGGCUCAAAUACAAUGCUAGCAAAAGUGAGAUCAUGCUAUUUAAAGCGGGUAAUAAGACCUAUAAUGUGCCCCCUGUGAGUCUUUGUGGCACUCCUUUAGCACAAGUGAAGCAUUUUAAGUAUUUGGGCCACUGGGUCACUGAUGACAUGUGCGACAAUAUGGACAUUGAGAGGGAACGCAGAGCGCUGGCUGUGCGCUGCAAUAUGCUUGCCCGUAGGUUUGCACGAUGUACAGAGAAGGUGAAGGCUACGCUUUUUAAAGCAUAUUGCCAGUCCUUCUACACGUGCAGCCUAUGGAUCAGCUAUACGCAGCGAGCAUACAGCGCUCUGUGGGUCCAGUACAACAAUGCGUACAGGGUGGUAUUCGGGCUGCCGCGACACUGUAGCGCCUCGGGUAUGUUCACGGAGGGACGGAUCGAUGGCUUCCACGCGAUCAUCAGGAAGCGGUGUAGCUCGCUGUUGAGGCGGUGGCGCGCCAGCUCUAAUACCAUCCUGUGCACGUUGGCCGACCGGUGGGACUCACCGUGGCUGAAGCACUGGGUGCAGCUACAUGCCCCAGUGUGUCAGAAUUUGUUUUAA